AUGGCGUCUGUGCGUGAUCGAUACCGCGGAAUUUACGUUGAAAAUGACCGUAUUUGUGAUGAAUUUGGUUGUGAGUCGGCCGGAGGGUUACCCUGGCAGUACGGGGCGCGAGCUCCACACCCGGUGCUGGCUCACGACCCGCUCAAUAGAAAGGAGAUUUUGUUUUGGUCCACCAGUGCCGCGGCGGAGGUUUAUGGCAUUUCAUAUCGUUGCAAGUCCGUUUCGCUUGCUAUUAUUCCUAUGGCGGCGUUGCCGUUCCGUCUUGUGGUUCGAGCUCGAUUCUCUAUUGGACCGCGGUGGUUGGCGGCGCUGCGAGCAGUCAGUCGGCCGCGCAGCUCGGUGCGCGACGUUUGUCCGAGGAAGGGCUCCGCUUGCGUCCCUCCUGUCUUGGUGUGGCAGUAUCGCGGGUGCGAAAGAGAUAGCAAUUUGCGGGAAAGAGAGAGCGCUAUGGCAGUGUCGCAACCUCGCCCACCUGACCGUGUUGAUGCCGCGCUCGAAAAAGUUGCGCCGUUGCGCUAUUUGGAGGCGCACGAAUGUGCCCGCUCGGAGCAAGUCGUGACGCGCUUUUAUCAUUUUUCAUUGUCUCUUGACCGUUUUCUGAGUUACAAGAAGAUUCCUUGCAUCCGAUUGAAUAUCGUUUCGCGUCUGCUUUUGAUAUUGAACGGUGAUCCGUGUUAUGGGUGA
Molecule: messenger RNA, 684 nt
Organism: Arctia plantaginis
Lineage: Eukaryota; Metazoa; Arthropoda; Insecta; Lepidoptera; Erebidae
Source: the annotation of a GenBank genome assembly